This is a messenger RNA of Cryptococcus wingfieldii CBS 7118, 2577 nucleotides long. RefSeq lists its product as hypothetical. Lineage: Eukaryota; Fungi; Basidiomycota; Tremellomycetes; Tremellales; Cryptococcaceae. The transcript is spliced from 3 exons. The coding region runs from base 1 to 2577 and encodes 858 amino acids. The record is from RefSeq and is a predicted model, not a curated record.
AUGUUUUCAUACGCCGACCUCACCCCCCGCGAGAAGAUGCGCCUCGCCAGGGAGGCAUUCCUCGACGCAGAGAGGGAGGAAGCAGAGCUGCAGAGACACAGCUCCGUGCCCAGGCAAAGGCAUAGGCUGAGCAAUGCUCCCUCUGUCGACGAGAGCGUCGACGAGGACUCACUGUCGCGCACAAGCUCGCUCCGUUCACGCUCAAGCAGGAGCAGCAACGGUCCGCCUCCUUCAUUCCACCUUCCCGCCACCCCUUACACCCCCAGCUCGCCUGCGCCCUCGCUCCCCCUGCCCCCGCUCCCAAGUCCCUCAACUAGCCUGCGCGACUUUGACCCCAACGCCUCUACGUCGCACUCCACAAGACAACGCUCGCGCCUCCCGUCUGACCAUGCCCGACCCUCCGAAACGGCCUCCUUGGGCUGUUCCUCUACUAGCAGAAUGCUCCGUCGCGAGUCCUCGAUCGAAGGCCUCCGGUAUGACAUUGCCUCUGCAUCACGCUCCUUUCGCGUCACCAAACGCACCUCGACCGCCUCCAUAACGUCGUCCAUCAGCUCGGCGUGGUCCAAGCGGUCCUCCAGCUACUUUGAUGGCGAAGAUUUGCUCAAAGACCCCGAACUGGCCUUCCUGCCCCAGGCUCUGCCAUAUCCCAAAAUCGGCCGCUCGCUGGCGAGAUUGAGCACCACAUCAUCACUUGAACCACAUUCACCUCUUGCCGACAAGGAGCCUGUCUACUCUCGCGCUGCCCGUCUGUCGGUUGCGUCCACCAUCUCCUCCCCCGGCUCCCUCUCUUAUACCCCUUCAUCCUCGAGCUCGACAUCGUUGCCGACAGAUAUCGACUCGCCUCUGGUCCAGUUUGGCGGACUGCCACACAGAAAUUACCCUUCGCCCUUUGCUGCUAUGGGCGUCGCACCCCGAAGACGCUCCUCCCUCGCUACCCACGUCUUGCAAGUGACUGAAGAAGACGAUGGUGAGAAGGAAGACGGUAGCACAGUCUGGGUCGACCUCUCUGCGCCUCUCACCCUGGCCAAGCCAGUCCUUGCCCCUGCGGCAGAGAUCCAAGUCGUCGAAGAGAUACUUGCAUCCCCGCCCAUGUCGCCAGCGGUCAAAACACACCAGAGAAAUGAUUCGACGUUGAGCGCCAUCAUGGCGUUUCCUAUACCGCCUGAUAGGAUUGAGAAGAAGCGUACGCCACCGCCACUGCUUCUUCCGGAGCCACCGAGGAUCAUUGAGGACAAGCUUGUGGACGAGCCGCUGCCUUAUAUGACGGGCGAGACUGUCUCUGAAGAAACGCAAGUGGAGGAGCAGACACAGCAGUGCCCUCUCAGUCCUCAACUGGGCGAUCUCCUCAAGAGCGUUACUCGCGCAAAGAGACGAAGGACAAGUGUGUCUGAAUGUGAUGGUUCGGAGACGGACGAGAGCGAUAUCGACAUGGCAGCGCCAUUGAUCCAGGCCGCGCUCAGCUCCAAGAUCCUCACUCCCCGCUCGCGUCUUCUUCGUCAACGCCCGUCCCUCCCCCCCGUCUCGCUCCAGCGCCCAGCCCACUUUCAACAACGCACCUUAUCUUCCCCCUCUGUCCCUCUCCGCUCUUUCGGAGCCGAUAAAGGGUGGAGCGGGAGUGAGAGCGAGGAGGAGGGAUGGCAAGGGAUGAAGGAGAGCAAAAAGUUUGGCCCUCGCAGGACUGCAUCGGCAGCGGCUGCUUCGAGAAGAGCGAGUGCCACACCUAGCCCGGGGCUGGGGAUCAAUGUAGACCAAGACCUCACGCCAAAGUCUUCUCGUCUUUUCCCUCCCAGCUCGACAGACAUGUCGCCUUCUCUCACCCCGACCUCCCGCUCGCCCUCCCACAAACGUCUGUCGUCGUUGUCCACCUCCACCGCCGCAUCCACCGAGCUCCCUCAGACACCCAUGACAAGUUUGAUGCUGCCCAACCUCUGCCCGUCUUCGGCCCACAGUGUGGAUAUGCACAGGAAGGGAUCAAACACUUCCGAUAUCAGCGUGACCAGCAUCGGUGUCGCUUUGGCUGGUCCAGGCGAUUUCCCAUGGGGCGCCAGUUCACCGCCCAACUCGCCUGUACGCGCAGCAUUCCGUCGCCCAGGCUCCCAGCGAUCCCUCCCUUCCUCCACUUCAUUCUCUUCCCUCUCUCUUUCGCGCUCCACAUCUGACAAGGGCAGGCGACUGAGUAAGAAGGAUAGCAAGAUAUUCACAAAGCGACAGCUGCCUGCGCCCAGGCAAGAAGUGGAAGGGUGGGGCAAGCCAGAGAUCCUUUUGGAUGACGAGACGUGGGGCGAAGACGACAGCCCGACUUCAGUCCGGUCAUACUCUUCCGUCUCUUCGCGUGCGUCCCUGCACCGAGGGCUGAACACUAUCCACCUCGACGAAUAUUCGUCCGACGAAGAGCCCACGCCUUUGCUUUCUUCAGGCAAGUGGGAUGCGACACCGAGGCCGGACAGAGAAACGCCCAAGCCUGGUAUGGGCGCCUAUGGCCGUGUGCCGAGCCCAGAGAUGUGGAUGAAUAUGGGCGAAGUAGCUAGUCUGAUGGACGAAGGGCUUGAUGGGAUGGAGAGCGAUGGAGAGUGGUAG